Messenger RNA from Hyaloscypha bicolor E, 3900 nucleotides. RefSeq lists its product as uncharacterized. Gene Ontology annotation, cellular component: intracellular membrane-bounded organelle. The transcript is spliced from 2 exons. Lineage: Eukaryota; Fungi; Ascomycota; Leotiomycetes; Helotiales; Hyaloscyphaceae. The coding region runs from base 363 to 3632 and encodes 1089 amino acids. The record is from RefSeq and is a predicted model, not a curated record. Gene Ontology annotation, molecular function: phosphatidylinositol binding.
GGAGAUGCCUCCUUCUCUGCGUAUCUAUUUUCCCCAUCGAAAUAUCUGUUGCCAUGAUUCUAUUUACAAGAUCAGGGAUUCGCACAUCCAUCUCGCUUGAACUUAGCUGAAAGGGGCAAGAUCUGGGGCUGAUGCGAGCCUUGCUAUUUUAAAAAGGAGACACCUCUUACGUGUGGGGGGACCGACCGUUUCACGGAACUCUGGAGAAAACAAGCUCGCCGUCGCAUUCCCCAUUUCCAUUUCCUUGGAUCUAUCUGUCGGCGGUGCCCUCCUCCUCAAUUGCGGCCUCCAAAGAACGCCUCUACGAUUGCCGCAGAGAAGCUCCCCUCUUCAUUCAGCAUGUGCCAGCAGAUAUAAGCGCGAUGAACGGCACGAUCGGAGACACGAAGCACGGCGAUGAGCUCGCCGCCGCACAGGACGCCGCGCCUCUGCCGUCACCGAAGCCCACAUCUUCGAAUCCAGGCGUGGAAGAUCUCACUACUAGCGCAUUAAAGUUCCUAUCCACGGCCUCGACGGAAACGAUCGGUGGGAUUGCUGUUGGCCUGGCAGCAUGCACGUAUUUGAUUCUGGGAAGAGUUGGCCUUGUAUUGAUUGGCGCCUUGGGCGGCGUGGUUCUCCAUGCGACAUGGGAAGGCCAGAGCUCCACAGCGGGUUCAAUUCAAGAUGCGCGGAGGGAAACUGGGCUGGAAAUCGUGAAGCGCAUUCUGGACCUGAGAGAGGCCCGCAGAGCCUGCGAGGUAGAUGAGGAUGACAAGGACGUGACCGAGAACAGCUUCGAUGGCUUCCAACCCGAGACGGCGGCUGCUCUGAACAACCUGGUGGAUGCGGUAAUUCGAGAUUAUGUGAAGUGGUGGUACUCGCCCAUCCUCCCUAAGGACUCGACCUUCCCAGCAGCGUCCCGCCAGACGCUGACUAGAUUCCUUCUCUCCAUCUCCCAGAACUUGUCGAGGAAAAGACCGGCUGACACCUUCCUCGACUUCCUCACCAAUUCCUCCUCCAUCAUAAUAGUCUUCCUCAACGAGCUGUCAAGCGCGAUGGCUCUGUCGCAAGGAACGAACGUGCCUGCAGCGGAAGCCAUAUAUACAUACCUUUCCGCCAAUCCCGAAUCGAACCUCGCAAACAUCCUGAGUGAGAAACAGCAAGCAAGGAAGUUCAAGAUGAUCGCAGAAGAUAUAUUACAAAAUUUUCUGGAGAAACCAGCAUAUGAUUGUGACCCUGCUAGGGUAUUCUUGAGAGAGAUACUGGCUGGAGUGUGUCUAGAAAUGACGUUGAAGAGUUGUUCGAAACCCGAGUGGAUAAACGGAUGGAUCGUUUAUCUCCUUGAAGAAGGGGAACCGGAUUUCAGUCAAGCAAUAGAUGCCGGGAUGGGAAACGGAGACGACUUGCUCAGUAGCGGCUUUACUGACAUAGAUGGGUACCUGGGUAACGUCAAUUUGGCUAAAGCCCCAAAAUCACAAAAUGAAAGGCAAAAACAGGAGACUAGGAGACACAAGAAGCGUUUGAGCAGAGCCGAGGAAGCCAUGGAAGAGGCAAUGGAGGAAGCAAAGAGACUGUCACAGUUGAUUGCGGAGGAAGAUGCAAAGAGGCUCCAAACUCAGGAAAGGCUUCUGGACGUUGCACCAACCUCCGUUGCUGCUGCAGUAUUGGAUAAUGCCGCAUUGAAUCUGGAUGCGGCUCCCGUCGUCAGUCCAGAGCGAACGCAGUUGUCAACCAUAACGCCGGCUUCUUUAAGGAAUGGAGCUGCAGAACCAUCGUCGCCCCUUCGGCGAGCUGCUAGCGACCCAUUUUCGGAAUUGCCUUUAUCAAACGAGCCCUUGAAAGAGCCGAGAUCACGAGAGCCUGAACGCAAGCUUGUUGACCCUGUCAAACCCGAGCACUUGUCACCGUCACCCAAAUCAAACCAAAACGGUGCCUCUUUCACGAGCUUUGAUCAACUUGUUCCCGAAUCUGUUCCAGUUGCUCUUCAAAAUGGAACGCCUGCUCCUCGAAGGAAGACAGUUUCCUCGACUCUUCAUAAUGCGAACAUCAUAAUUUAUGACGAUUCGACAAGUUCUGAUAAGGGCAGGUUGCGCAGCAAACCAAAUGCGGAUUAUUUAGUACAAAUUGAGCCUGCGUCAUCAGAUCAUCCCGGGUGGGUGAUCGUUCGCAGAUAUCCUGAUUUUGAGACUCUGCAUGAGGUCUUGCGACGGCUUGCGCAAAUCUCCGGGGUUACGGCAUUCACAGAGCAGCACAACUAUCUCCCAAGUUGGAAAGAGCACAAUAAGGCGUCUCUACGAGGAGAGCUCGAGCGAUAUCUGCGUGAUGCAUGUUGGUUUCAACCACUCGCAGAGAGUGAAGGCAUGAAGAGAUUCCUCGAGAAGGACCAAGGGCAGUCGGCAUCGGGUUCGGGGUCAAAGAACGGCUUUCCUGGUAUUGGUUGGCCGACCCCUUCAGCUUUUGAGACAAUGGGGAAAGGCAUGCUGGAUGUGCUUACUAGUGCCCCUAAAGGGGUCACAGAAGGUGGCAAAGUCAUAGGAGGGGUCCUGACAAACAUUGGAAACCUGGGUCAGAAGAAGCCGACAAACGGCAGUUCGAGUAACCUUGGAAUGCAACACGGAGGCCGCUCUUCCACCUCGACCCUACCACGAAUGGACAGCAUGAACUCGGUUGUCGCAUCUCGGAAUAGUCGCGCAAGUGAGGAUAGUCUUAGAGCUCCACCACUCGUGAGCACACAACCAUCAAAGAUCCCCGCGAUGGAACGAAGGCCCAGUUACAACUCCAUUGCCGAAGACGACAGUGAGCGCGAGCCUCGAAAGACAGAUUCCGCCAGGUCGUCCAUGAGUGGCCGAAGGAGUACGACGCAGAGCCGGGAUCCAAGCAGAGCCCCUUCGAGAAGAGGGACGCCAUUAUCAUCCCCUAUCCAAAUGGGCGAUAUGAAUCUACCUCCUCCACCGAGUGACAUGCCCGAUGAUUACGGGCGUCAAGACGAAAGCUCUGCCGCUCAUUCUCGUACGGAGAGCAAUUUUGCCACGACAACUUGGACAUCCACAAGCACGGCUCCGUCUCAGCCAUCUCCUGGGCGCGCCUCCCUCUCAGCACCGAGGCGAGAAUCGGUUCCUGUCAUCACUCCAUCUCGAAGGCCUCGAAAGGAGGCCACACCACUUACAGAAGCAGAAACGCGACAAGCAAUUGAACUCAUGUUCGCAGUGAUCAACGAGAUGUAUACCCUUUCUUCGGCCUGGAAAUUUCGUCGCACCCUCCUGAUAGCCGCCAAAACAUUCCUCCUGCGCCCUGGAAACCCGUCACUUUCAUCAAUCCAGUCUCUAAUCCAAGAUUCUAUCAUCGUUUCAAACACUUCUGAUUCCGGCGUUGCUACCCACCUUCGUAAGCUUCGUGAAAACACGCUGCCUACAGAAGAUGAGUUGAAAGCUUGGCCACCAGAACCAACCGUGGAAGAGAAACAGCGACUUCGGAUCAAAGCCCGAAAACUCCUGGUUGAGCGGGGUGUCCCUGCGGCUCUGACAGGUGUUAUGGGCCAAGCAGCCACAGGAGAAGCCAUGGGACGGAUCUUCGAUUGUUUACAGGUCGAAGAAGUUGCUCGGGGCUUGAUGUUUGGACUUCUCUUGCAGGGCGUACGGGCUGUGACACAAUAGAUGAUGUUUGACGAUGGCGUCUGGUGGUGGUGAAGCAUUCUUCUCUGUGGUAUCCUAGUGGAAAAUGUUGGUUUUGAGCUCAUGUGGAGAUGGAGGGUACACAUGGGGACACUGUACAUGUAGUGUAAUAUAUUACCGGUAUACGGGGCACGGAACACGAUUGCAUGAUGGGUGGGAAUAUAGAACCCGGUUCUUUAUAGGGCUUGUUUAUAUCUUUGUAAUCAUUCGAGAUACCGGAUCUUGCGGUUCAAUCACUAUCAACCUUCGC